AUCCCCUACGCGACCAUGCUGCUGUGUGCGGGUCUACCCCUCUUCUUCUUGGAGCUCGUCAUGGGCCAGUACGUCAGCCUGGGGCCAGCUGCUCUCUUCCCUAAGCUGGCUCCCAUCCUCUCAGGGCUCGGGUGGGCACAGGUGGUGCUCUCUCUGCUGACAGCCGUCUACUACAACCUGAUACUGGCGUGGACGUUGUUCUACGUGGUCUCCUCCUUCGCCUCACGGCUGCCUUGGGGGCACUGUGACAACGAAUUCAACUCUCCAGAGUGCUUUGUGGAGGAUGCUGCCAGAGUAUGCAGGAACCAGUCGCUCUACUACUACAAUAGGUCCUGCCUCAGCACCCAGGAGUACUGCAGCCUGUCCAACCUCACCAACUACAACGAGACUCAUUGCUACAGUCACCAAGUCCCUGGCGAGGUGAGGGCGGUUGAGAGCGUAGUGUACAGGAUAUCCGCCAGCGAGGACUUCUUCAGGAAUCGGAUGCUGGGCGUGACUGGGAGGAGCUGGGAGGACAUGGGAGGCCUUCGCUGGGAGUUGGUAGGCUGUCUGGCUCUGGCUUGGGUUAUCGUUGCCGCCUGCCUGGCCAAGGGUAUCAAGACCACGGGGAAAAUCGUCUACUUCACUACUCUUUUUCCCUAUGUCGUCCUCAUGAUCCUCUUCGUCAGAGGCGUUACCCUUGAUGGAGCAUAUCAGGGGAUAGAGUUCUACUUGCUGAAGCCCAACAUGACUCGCCUGAUGGAGGUGGAAGUGUGGAAUGAUGCUGCCAUACAGAUCUUCUAUUCUCUCGGGGUCUGCUUCGGUUGCCUCAUUACCCUCUCCUCCUACAACAAGUUCAAUAAUAACUGCUUGAGGGAUGCGAUCGUCAUCGCCUUCUCCAACUGCCUGACCUCUGUGUUCACCGGUGUCGUCAUCUUCAGCGUGCUGGGGUUCCUGGCCAAGCAGCUUGGGGUGGAGGUGAAGGAUGUGGCCACCUCGGGCUCCGGCCUGGCCUUCGUCGUGUACCCGGCGGCACUCAACCUCAUGCCCGUCCCACAACUUUGGGCUGUCCUCUUUUUCUUUAUGCUUGCGACCAUUGGGUUCGGCUCACAGUUCACUAUGGUGGAGACAGUGAUAACGUCUCUUGCGGACCAGUUUGAGUGGAUGCGACGGAGGAAGGUGGUCGUGGUGGUGGCGACGUGUGUUGUACUCUUCCUGCUGGGUGGUACCUUGUGCCUGGAGGGCGGAGUCUUCAUGUUCGAGCUCUUCUUCUUUUACUCGACGGGCAUAUCUAUGUUCGUGUUAUGCCUUCUGCAGCUCUUUGGUGUCCACUACAUUUACGGGUUCUCUAAGCUUAUGAAGAACCUGGAGGAGAUGGGCAUGCGGCUGCGACGUCCACUCUACUGGUACUGUACCUCCACCUGGCUGGUCAUCACCCCCGGAACACUCAUAGUGAUUGGUUUCUUCAGUUUGUACCAUUUCCUCCCGGCCUCUUGGGGAGACUACGUCUUCCCCUACAACAUCCAGAUCCUGGGGUGGUUCCUUUGCUUCUCUUCUCUGAUCUGCUUCCCCAUUGGUGCCAUCUAUGUUAUCUGUACCAACACGAAGAGCUUCAGAGAGCUUUUCGUAACGUCACCAGAGUUCUGUCCUAGCGAUGUACGUAAUCUACUCAAGGAGGCGCAGAAGGCGACGAGCAAGGGUCAGCACAACAAAGAAAACGGACAAACUAACUUGGCCAUGAAGAUGAGCUGCGAGGAACUUUAAGAGGAGGGGACGAUGGCUGACAUUCGGUGUUCCUAUUCCAGCACUUGUAGCAGCAGGUGUAACCAUUCUAGCACUUGUAGUAGCAGGUGUAACCAUUCUAGCACUUGUAGUAGCAGGUGUAACCAUUCUAGCACUUGUAGCAGCAGGUGUAACCAUUCCAGCACUUGUAGUAGCAGGUGAAACCAUUCCAGCACUUGUAGUAGCAGGUGUAACCAUUCCAGAUUCCAGCUCUUUAUCAUUCUUAAUUGCUCUCAACUCUUUAAGACAUAACUGUAACAUGCUCGUGUCUGAAGCUAGACACAAAUACAACAAAAUUAUUAAUGAUGGUAACAGAGUCCAUUUCAUGUGGACUCCAUCUCAUG
Messenger RNA from Procambarus clarkii (red swamp crayfish), 2105 nucleotides. Its product is annotated as sodium- and chloride-dependent glycine transporter 2. The record is from RefSeq and is a predicted model, not a curated record. Lineage: Eukaryota; Metazoa; Arthropoda; Malacostraca; Decapoda; Cambaridae. Gene Ontology annotation, biological process: sodium ion transmembrane transport. Gene Ontology annotation, cellular component: plasma membrane. Gene Ontology annotation, molecular function: L-amino acid transmembrane transporter activity.